UUCCACCUCCACUCCACUCCAUUCCGACCAUGGCCGCCGCCCUCGUGGAGCAAGUCAUGGGGUGGUUCCCCCGCGCUGCCGACGCCAUCGCAAGGCCUGCCUCCCUCUCCGCCGCCGCGGGCUACGAUGGCGAGGACCGUGUCAGCGUUCUCCCGGACGACCUCCUCCGGAGCGUCCUCUCUCGCCUCCCCGCCAAGGACGCCGCCCGCACCGCCGCCCUUGCCUCCCGGUGGCGCCAUCUCUGGCGCUCCGCCCCGCUCGUCAUCAGCGACGCCGACCUCCCCCGCUCCGCCGUCGCCCGCGUCCUCGCCGACCACCCGGGCCCCUUCCGCGCCGUCACCCUCUUCCGCAGCCGGUUCGCGCGCCACGAGCGCGCUCUCUCCGAGUGGCCGCGCCUUCUCGCCGCCAAGGGCGUCCAGGAUCUCGUCAUCGCCGACAAUGUCCGCGACCCCACCGCCGCCACCCAGCCCCUGCCCGCCGACGUCCUCCGCUGCGCCUCGCUCCAGCGCCUCUUCCUGGGCUUCUGGACGUUCCCGGACACCGCGGGCCUCCCGCGCGGCGCCCACGUCUUCCCGCACCUCCGGGAGCUCGCCAUGUUCGUCACAACCAUCACCGACCAGGGCCUCGACUACAUGCUCACCUGCAGCCCGGCUCUGGAGACCCUCGCGUUUAUCCUCAACAAGACGCCCGAGCGCGUCCAGCUCAGGAGCAAAAGCUUGCGCUGCGUGCUCUUCUGGUUGUCCAUGGUUGAGGAGGAGGUCGCCGUGGUGGACACCCCUCUCCUGGAGCGGCUCAUCCUCUUUGAAGCUCCCCCUGGAUCUGGUGAAGAUGAAGUUGCUAGCCUUCCGGUGAAGGUGAAGAUUGCUUCUGCACCCAAGCUGCGGGUGCUCGGUUACUUGGAGCCAAGAGUUCACCAGCUGCAGAUCGGUGACAGAGUCAUCAAGCCUAACACAAGGGCGAGCCCAAGCACAGUGGUCCCAAGCGUCAAGAUAUUGGCUUUGAAGGUUAAUUUUGGUGUCUUAGAGGAGGUGAAGAUGCUGGCCAGCUUCCUCGGAUGCUUUCCCAAUGUUGACACUCUGAACAUCGUGUCUACUAUAGCUGAAGAACCCACUGGAAGGCACCACGCCAAGUUCUGGAGGGAGGUCUGUCCUGUGCAAUGCGUCAAGUCCCACGUCAAGACGGUGUGUGUCAAAGAAUUCCGUGGGGAUCAGAGUGAGUUCGAAUUCAUCAAGUUCAUUGCCAGGAGCGCCAAGGAACUGGAGGCUUUGCUCAUUGUGCUGACCAAAGAAAACUUUGCUUCGGAGGAUAAGGCCUGUGGGUUGACAAACAAAUUGGGGGCUCUCUCCCUGGGUGUGCCAUGGGUCUGUGAGGAAGCUGGGAUGCUGGUUCUAGGUCCUAGAAUGGAGAAUGUUUGGAGCUGCCAGAACGCUUCUGAUCUUACUGUUGAAAACCCUUUUCACUGAUGGACCCAAGUUUGGUUGACUGUGAUACAUGUUUUUUGGGGGGAACCAUUUGCUGUUCUACA
This is a messenger RNA of Brachypodium distachyon (stiff brome), 1525 nucleotides long. Its product is annotated as putative FBD-associated F-box protein At5g56700. Gene Ontology annotation, molecular function: protein binding. The transcript has 3 exons. The record is from RefSeq and is a predicted model, not a curated record. Lineage: Eukaryota; Viridiplantae; Streptophyta; Magnoliopsida; Poales; Poaceae. Bases 30 to 1463 code for a protein of 477 amino acids.